Maylandia zebra (zebra mbuna) is the source of this 1784-nucleotide messenger RNA. The record is from RefSeq and is a predicted model, not a curated record. NCBI's taxonomy places the organism in Eukaryota, Metazoa, Chordata, Actinopteri, Cichliformes, Cichlidae.
GCUGUGACCUGAUCUCUCUGGGUGGAGUUCGAGCUGGGGGAGGUCACUGAACAAUGAAGCUACUGAAAUUCUCCUCAGAAAGCAUUCGUCAAAAGAACAUGAAGCUGUCUUUAAUCCUUCUGUUUCUCCAGCUGUGGGGGUGUGUGGAAGUUUCUUUGUCACAAAACGUGUGUUCAGAGCUCCCAAAUGUUCCUCACGCUCAUGUGUCAGAAGGAACCAGCAAAGCUGUGUACCAGGAAGGAGAUGUGAUACAUUUUUCUUGUGAAUCUGGUUACAUAUCAGAUCAGAUCUCGAAAUUUGUAUGCACAGCUGAUGGUUGGCUGGUUGUCCAUCAGGGAAAGUGCUACUCAUGUUCAACGCUUCCAGAUGUUCCCCAUGCCCAAGUAACACAAGAGACAAGAACAUCUCAGUAUCAAGCAGGACACAUGAUACAUUUUGCUUGCGAACCUGGCUAUACAUCAGCUCUCACCAUCAAAUACGUAUGUACAACUGAGGGCUGGCAGCCACUCCAAAGGGGGUCGUGCUACCUUUCAUCUUCCAGAUGUGACCCUCCUCCUACAGUUCAAGGGUUAACAGUGAAAGGUUUACCAGUAAAUUGUAUUCCCAUACGUCCCAAUCACAUCCUCACAUUCAGCUGUGAUGGUCCUGGGAAGUAUCUGAAUGGAAUUUCUGUGCUGAUAUGUGGAGAAGACGGACAAUGGAAUAAUCCAUUCCCGACUUGCAUAGAUCGAUCUUGUAAAAUCGGUGUUAUGGAUCCUCAUCUCUACGUAGCUGGAUUAUCACCAUCAAAUGAAAUAAUGGCGACUGGACAUAAAUUGCGUUUUCUUUGCAGCAAUACACGUGUACUAAUUGGGUCUACAGAAAUUGAGUGUUUAGAAAAUGGACAAUGGAAUUCCCCCUUUCCUUCUUGCUCUGAGAAAUGUAGAGUCCCUGAAACACCAGCAGGUCUAACAAUCACCACAGAUGUAACAGACGAUCAAAUGAAAAAAGGACAACAUCUAACAUUUGCUUGUGAAAACAGUAAUCACAUCAUCAAAGGGAAUGCAACGCUUGAAUGUUUGGAAAAUGGACAGUGGAGCAAUCCUCUUCCCACAUGUGAAGCUGCCAAGCAAUGUAGGACGCCACCACGUCUUUCAGGUGGACAGACCAAAACAGCGACUAGAAACACGUACAGACACAAUGAAAAGGUCGAAUAUGUGUGUGACAGAGACUACGGCAUGGAGGGUGGGCCGUUCAAAACCUGUGUCGAUGGUGAUUGGGUUGGAGAGAUGAGAUGCCGCCGUGCCCAGGGUUGUGGGAGGCCACCACCUCUUUCAGAUGGAGACACCAAAACAAGUACUAAACAUCUGUACCAACAUAAUGAAAAGGUUGAAUAUAUCUGUCAGCGUUAUUACGUCAUGAAGGGUGGACCGUUCAAAACAUGUAAUCAUGGUGAAUGGACUGGAGAGAUUAGAUGCCUCCAACCCUGCACUGUGAAUAGAGACGACAUGAACAGACAUAAUAUUCGGUUCAGAUUUUCAAGAGAUGAUAAACUGUAUACAGAACAUGAUGAUGAAAUCGAGUUUACGUGUACCAGAGGAAGACCCGUUGGGACACUGGGAAUGCGUCAGAAGUGUGAACAUGGUGUGGUACAUUUGCCGACUUGCCAGUAACGCUUUUGUGUACAAGACUAGAUAAACACGAGUACACCAAUGUGUCAAUAAUUGAAGAGCAGAUUAAAGACAUAGACCAGUGAAGUACCAGUGCUGUAUGUGGUCAUUUCAAUAAAACGUAAUAAAUGCUGA